UUUUUUUUUUAUUAUCGUUAAUUUUCCCUUUACUUAAUAAUAAUAAUAAUAAUAACAAAUGACAACGAUUGACUCUUCAAAAAAGACAAUAACAAUAGAAGCGCUCUUCUUAUUGAUAAGGAACAUAACAAACAAACAGUAACUCUACCUCCUAAAAAAGUAAUGGCUAAUAAGCUCGCAGCAGCAGCUAAAGCAGCAACUAAAAUAGCCAAUAGUCAAAUGAAUGGUACUGAAACGACAAAGAGAAGACUGUCUACUUCUGUUGAAAAUCAUUCCCGAGAAAAGAGAAUCAUAAAAGACAAAUCUAAUAAGACAAUUACUCAUUCCGAUAGAAUCGUUGAGGCCGAAAUUAGUCAAUAUAGACCUUAUUUUACAGAAGCAGAUCCAAGUAAUCCAGACCUGAUUAUUACAAAUAAAGAAAAGAAUCUUCAUGUAAGCCUUGAGUAUCCUGGAUCUAUUGAACCUGAAAACUUUUUACUAUUAAGACCUGUACUUAAAAAUACCAUGAAUAGAAAUCAAGAAGAAGAAGAAGAAGAUAAAGACGAAUAUAAUCCUAUUAGUGACUUGAUGCGUACUGCAGAACUCAUAUAUGAAUAUUAUCUUACACCUAAACAACAAGAAUUAUUAGGUGAUCAGUCUCAAGGUAUUAUGCGUAAUUUAACGAAAUAUCGUAAUCGACGAUGUGGUCCAGGUUUUGCCCAAGCUGUUAAAGAUUUCAAUAAGGUCAUAAGACAUCUUAAAGCAGAGGGUGCACUUAGUAAAAAUGCCAAGGAUAUGUGCCAUCCAAAUUAUGAUUUAACUUGUCAUAUCUUAUAUCAAGUGUAUAGUCGUACUGUGGCUCGACAAGCAGAUGCGUUAAAUAAUUAUCAAGCCUUUUCGAAUAAUGUUUAUGGUGAAAUUAAUCCUAUUUUAGUUAAGGAGUUUAUUAGUAAAACAGGAUUGAAUUCUCGUAGUGUAUUUAUGGAUUUAGGAUGUGGUAUUGGUAAUGUUGUACUUCAGGUAGCAGCACAAACAGGAUGUGAAGCUUAUGGUAUUGAGAUUAUGGAAACACCAUGUAAAUUUGCUAAAAGACAGUUAAAAGAAUAUGCAGCCCGUAUGAAGGCCUGGCGCCUUCCUACAGGUAAAAUUCAUUUUAGACACGGAGAUUUUUUAGAUGUUACAGCCAAUGAUCUUUAUGCAACUUUAAAAAGAUCAGAUGUAUUAUUAGUGAAUAAUUAUGCCUUUGAUGCAUCUACCAAUCAAGCACUAGCGCAAUUAUUUUUAGAUUUAAAAGAAGGAACAAGAAUUAUCUCUUUAAAAUCAUUUGUACCCAAACAUCAUAAAAUUAAUCAGCGUACAAUUAAUAUGCCUGAGUCUAUUUUACGUGUUGAAGUAUUUGAAUAUUUUUCUGAAGCAGUAAGUUGGACUAAUAAUGGUGGACAAUAUUAUAUUGCAACCGUUGAUCGUAGUAGAUUAGCACCUUAUUUCGAAGAAUUAUACGGUAGUAGUAAACAUUAGAUAUCCCCCCUCCUUUUCUUAUUUUUUUUGUUUAUUGUUAUAUAUAUAAAUAAAAAUAUAAUGUGUAUUAUGUAA
Cokeromyces recurvatus is the source of this 1572-nucleotide messenger RNA. RefSeq names its product histone methylation protein DOT1-domain-containing protein. Gene Ontology annotation, cellular component: nucleus; nucleosome. The record is from RefSeq and is a predicted model, not a curated record. Gene Ontology annotation, molecular function: histone H3K79 methyltransferase activity; histone binding. Bases 163 to 1497 code for a protein of 444 amino acids. The transcript is spliced from 5 exons. Gene Ontology annotation, biological process: DNA damage checkpoint signaling; subtelomeric heterochromatin formation; DNA repair. Lineage: Eukaryota; Fungi; Mucoromycota; Mucoromycetes; Mucorales; Mucoraceae.